UGAGGUCGUAACUGUGUAUUACGUACUACAACUUCGCAAGCGUGCCACCGACCUUUUGUUUUUCAAACACAGUAUUCUCAUAGUCUCAGGGACCGUUCGUAUCGCAUCUCCAUCCCUAGCAGUAAACAGCCAUCAUGAAACGGGAUACUAGAAAAGCUGGAAUCGACGCCUUGGCGGGAGCUUCAACUGACCGAGCACUUUCAAUCAAAAGCGUCGAUCAAGAAAAGGAGAAGGAUCUGUCCGAACUCCUCUUGCAAGCCGACUUUGCCGCUAUCGAGUCUCGCCUGUGCAAUCUGACGAGCUCCAGCAGCCUACUGUGCCGACCAAGCCUCUUUUACGAACUUUGCCGUACUCGCAACGUCCCACUUUCGACCUUACAAGCUGCCGCAGAAGCAUGGCCGUCGACCGUAGAGUAUAUUGACUUCCAUUCUGAACGAACUUCUUUACACGAGCUACUCUACCACGAUCCAGAAUGCAGGUCAGUUCAAUUCUUAAUACAGCAGAAUCCUGCGGCUACGACACGAAUAGACAAGGAAGGACGCUUACCACUACACCUGGCAACCGCUCUGGCAUCUUCCGAUUCUGGCUUGGUGACACUGCAAGCCAAUGUGCAAGCCGCAUGUUGCACCAACAAUCGAAUGGAAACACCGCUACAUCUUGCUUGUCAACGACGCGAUAUUUCGUCCAGUCUGGUUUGGAAUUUGAUUCAGUUAGCGCCAGAGUCGUGUCGGACACUCGACGUCAGUGGCCGUUUACCGAUCCGUCACGCAUGUGAAAAUCUCGCUGAUCCCUCCACCUUGUUGAUUUUGUUAAGAAGCUACCCGCAAUCAUGUCAAGUUUACAAUCCCCGAGGACUCAAGCCCUACAGCAUUUUACGCAAAUCAUGUUCUCACGGCUUGCCCGCUCGCGAUGCUCGGUGCCUACUUUUACGAAAGUUCAUUCAGUUACAGAGCGUCAAAACCAGCACGAAAACACGCAACACUCUGAAAUUUUUCUGGCAUGAUAUCCAUUCCUUCCACCGCAAAGUGUUAUCGCAGGGAUUGCGAAAGCAUGCUGGAAAGUCGGUCUAAUUAGGUUGCGCCGCGAAACACUGUCAACUUGAUUCGCUUCUAAUGCGGUGACAAAAUAUCUCGUAUUUAUCUGACCCCGCGCAGAUCAAGAACUGCAUCCAGACUUCGCCUCGCUGUCGUUUCUGAGGGAUUGGUUUUGUGUUGACCAUGAGUGUAAUCGUGUAAAAAUGGGUAGACAUGCUUCAGGUGGAGUGAGUUGGGUUAUUGUUUAUUGCAUAUUCAAAGCGCUACUCUAGCUAGCUAGAAGGAAGUCUUUCAAAUUC
Molecule: messenger RNA, 1333 nt
Organism: Phaeodactylum tricornutum CCAP 1055/1
Lineage: Eukaryota; Bacillariophyta; Bacillariophyceae; Surirellales; Neidiaceae
Exons: 1
Coding region: 135-1070 (311 amino acids)
Biological process (GO): actin filament bundle assembly
Cellular component (GO): cytoplasm
Molecular function (GO): actin filament binding
Source: RefSeq, a predicted model, not a curated record